Mastomys coucha (southern multimammate mouse) is the source of this 705-nucleotide messenger RNA. RefSeq names its product tubulin alpha chain-like. Bases 1 to 705 code for a protein of 234 amino acids. The record is from RefSeq and is a predicted model, not a curated record. Gene Ontology annotation, cellular component: microtubule; cytoplasm. Gene Ontology annotation, biological process: mitotic cell cycle; microtubule cytoskeleton organization. Lineage: Eukaryota; Metazoa; Chordata; Mammalia; Rodentia; Muridae. The transcript is spliced from 3 exons. Gene Ontology annotation, molecular function: structural constituent of cytoskeleton; GTP binding.
AUGGUGAUAGAGGAAUUUAAUCAGGACACAAAAACUCCCUUAAAGAAAUACAGGAGAGAUGCUGAGAAAGCCUAUAUUGAGCAACUUAUAGUAGCAGAGAUCACCAAUGCCUGCUUUGAGCCAGCCAACCAGAUGGUGAAAUGUGACCCUUGCCAUGGUAAAUACAUGCCUUGCUGCCUGUUGUAUCAUGGUGAUGUGGUCCCCAAAGAUGCCAAUGAUGCCAUGGCCACUAUCAAGACCAAGUGUACCAUCCAGUUUGUGGACUGGUACCCCACUGGCUUCAAGGUUAGCAUUAGUUACCAGCCUCCCACUGCGGUAUCCGGUGGUGACCUGGCCAAGGUCCAGAGAACUGUGUGCAUGCUAAGCAACAACACAGCCAUUACUGAGGCCUGGGCUCAACUAAAUCACAAGUUUGAUCUGAUAUAUGCCAAGCAUGCCUUUUUGCACUGGUAUGUAGGUAAAGGCAUGGAGGAGGGGGAGUUCUCAGAGGCCCAUGAGGACAUGGCUGCCCUAGAGAAGGAUUAUGAGGAGGCUGGGGUGGAUAGGAGGGAAGGGGAGGGGCAGGGGAUCACUGUGACAAGUUCAGCUCACAAAGAGUUCAACAGAGAUGACAAAUGCAAGUGGAAGCAGGUUACCAGAAGAAACGGAAUGUGGUCCAAAUGCCAUUACAAAACUGGACCUAAUGCCAAAUCAGACCUAUUGUAG